GCAGAGGGGCGGCCCCGCCGCGGGAGGCACAGCCGCUGGCGCUGGGACCCGAGCGCGGCCGAGCCAUGGCAGCGCGGGGGCAGAAUCUGGCCGUGGUGGUGCACCGAGCCGGGGACCUGCGCCUGGAAAACCGUCCAGUCCCGGAACCAGGUCCCAAUGAGGUCCUCCUGCAGAUGCAUUCUGUUGGGAUCUGUGGGUCUGAUGUUCACUACUGGCAGCACGGUCGGAUUGGGAAUUUUGUUGUGAAGAGCCCCAUGGUGCUGGGGCAUGAAGCUUCUGGGACUGUGGUCAAAGUGGGACCAGGAGUGACUCAUCUGAAACCAGGUGACCGAGUGGCCAUCGAACCUGGAGUACCCAGAGAAGUGGAUGAGUUCUGCAGAAGUGGCCGCUACAACUUGUCUCCAACCCUCUUCUUCUGUGCCACUCCUCCUGAUGAUGGCAACUUGUGUCACUACUACAAGCACAAUGCCAACUACUGCUACAAGCUUCCAGAUAAUGUCACCUUUGAAGAAGGAGCCCUUAUCGAGCCCCUUUCUGUGGGAAUCCACGCCUGCAAAAGAGCAGGAGUCACUCUGGGAAGCAAAGUCUUUGUGUCUGGCUCUGGACCAAUUGGCCUCGUUAAUGUGAUCAUUGCCAAAAUGAUGGGUGCAGCAGCUGUGGUAGUUACUGAUAUAUCUGCCCCUCGCCUGCAAAAAGCCAAGGAGGUGGGGGCAGAUUUCAUCGUUCAGGUGAAGAACGAGACCCCGCAGGAGGUGGCCUCCAAAGUGGAAAGUGUGCUUGGCUGCAUGCCCGAGAUAACUGUGGAGUGUACAGGAGUGCAAGCCUGCAUCCAGACUGGCAUUUAUGCCACUCGUUCUGGUGGGACCUUGGUGCUGGUGGGCCUGGGGCCUGAGAUGGUGACAGUGCCCAUUGUGAACGCCGCAGUGCGGGAGGUGGAUAUCCGGGGCAUAUUCCGCUACUGCAACACGUGGCCUGUGGCAAUCUCUCUGCUGGCAUCCAAGCGGAUCAACGUCAAGCCCUUGGUUACACACCGCUUCCCCCUGGAAAAGGCUCUGGAGGCCUUCGAGACCACCAAGAGAGGCGAGGGGGUAAAAGUCAUGCUGAAGUGUGACCCCAACGACCAGAACCCCUGAGAUGCUGCCGUGCCCGGCCCUCUCCCCUGCCUUAAAUGGGAAGCAUGAGGCCACAGUCACCUUACGCAGGCGCUGCUUUGUCAUAGAGCUAGAAAAUCAAACGCUAAUUGAGGGUUAGUGACACUGAGGGACACACCAUUAGAGCAUUAACUGGUAACUGCCAAUGGAGAACCAAUAGUUUGAAUCAAAAAUGCUGCCGUUUGGUCAGAGACAGUGCUUGGCAUGGUUGGCUCUUCUCUGGCAGACCCCAUGCACAGAAGAGCCUGUGUCAGGCAGAGCUGGUUUUGUCCAUGUGGGUGAAGUGAGGAUGGAGAUGCUGGUGCUCCACUUUCCUACCCCAGCACUGUCCAGGGGCUGUGCUUGUCACAGCUCUUCCCACAUGGCAUGGGAUAGUCUUAUGUGAGUGCCUUUCCGGUCACACCGUCCCGUGAGGAUGCUCAGGGAGUGUUAGAGCCUGUGGAACAAAGCAUCUGCACGUGUAGGUAAUUCUCUCCAUGCUCUUUGCAAAUAA
Messenger RNA from Calypte anna (Anna's hummingbird), 1644 nucleotides. It is a transcript of the gene SORD, whose product is annotated as sorbitol dehydrogenase. Gene Ontology annotation, biological process: D-sorbitol catabolic process. The transcript is spliced from 9 exons. Bases 66 to 1133 code for a protein of 355 amino acids. NCBI's taxonomy places the organism in Eukaryota, Metazoa, Chordata, Aves, Apodiformes, Trochilidae. Gene Ontology annotation, molecular function: zinc ion binding; L-iditol 2-dehydrogenase (NAD+) activity. The record is from RefSeq and is a predicted model, not a curated record.